Molecule: messenger RNA, 2792 nt
Organism: Cuscuta europaea
Lineage: Eukaryota; Viridiplantae; Streptophyta; Magnoliopsida; Solanales; Convolvulaceae
Source: the annotation of a GenBank genome assembly
GGAUCCGCCCUGAUCACUAUCCACCCACCUCUCCGUUCAUGCAUUUUUGACUUUAGCAUUGGCUUGCUGCUAACAUCACCGUUCCACUUUCGUGAACUAAGCCAAUCAGAGCUGAGGGUGCACCGGAGUAUAAUCGACGAUGAGCGCUGACACGCGCCCUUAUUCUACUUCUUCCUCGUCCAGCCAAUGGUUCGAUCACUUUUUUUCAUCCGCUAGGCGGUCCAAACCUCUAGCUACGCCGUCUCAAGCCGUCGCACGGGAAAUAUCCGGCGAGGGUCUCGUCCGCCGCCUUUCCCUUUUUGAUCUCAUUCUCAUCGGUAUUGGAGCCUCAAUUGGAGCUGGAAUCUUUGUCGUUACCGGAACCGUUGCCCAUGAUGCUGGACCAGGCUCAAGUUUGACAAAGAAUUCAUAUGAAUCGAUUUUGUACAUAGAUUUCUAAAGGUAAUGUGCCCCUCCAAGAUCACGAAGCUGGUUCCGCCACUGGAUGUCAUAGAUUGAUUUAUCUUUUGGGAAUAAGGUUUGGAUGUUGUUGUUGUAUUUAUAGGAUGUCAUUUAUUCUAUUCAAACAUAAUUCCAUGUUAAGAAAUUUGUUGGUGCCAUUAUUUUCUCUUCACCAUUGAAAAUAGCUCUUACCUCAUACUCUCUCAUUUGCAAUGUGUUUUGCAUACCUGCACUUUACUCUUAACUUGAUGGGUAGUUCGGAAUGCUAUUCAUGAUGUAGUUUCACGUUUUCAAUGCAGGGGUUACUAUCAGCUUCAUUAUUGCAGGAGCCUCUUGUGCUCUAAACGCACUCUGCUAUGCCGAGCUUGCGUCUAGCUUUCCUGCAGUUGUUGGGGGAGCUUACUUAUACACCUAUACAGCUUUUAAUGAGCUCACUGCUUUUCUUGUUUUCACCCAGUUGAUGCUCGACUAUCAUAUUGGUGCUGCUACCAUAGCACGCAGUUUAGCUAGCUAUGUAAUUAAUGCAGUAGAGCUCAUCCCCUUCCUUAAGGAGACCAUUCCCAACUGGAUUGGGCAUGGCAGCAAACAAUACCUGGGAGCAUUUUCUUUUAACAUACUAGCUCCCCUUCUCCUCAUUGCUCUGACAAUAGUUCUAUGUUGGGGUGUCGGAGAGUCCUCUAUGUUGAACUCAGUUAUGACAUUGACGAAGCCUUGCUAGGAAUUAUGAAAAGGCACGUGUUCUUUUAAAGUUGACUUAACUACAUAAUAAGAUUUUCUUCAGGUAGUCAUUGUUAUCAUUGUCAUCAUUUUUGGUACUUUUGAGGUUGAUGUUUCUAAUUGGACCCCCUAUGCUCCAAAUGGAUUCAAAUCCAUAUUAACGGGAGCAACUGUGGUAUUCUUUGCAUAUGUUGGCUUUGAUGCUGUUGCUAAUUCUGCUGAAGAAUCUAAGAGGCCACAGAGAGACUUGCCUUUAAGCAUAGUUGGGAGCCUCCUUGUAUGCAUACUACUUUAUAUUGCAGUCUGUUUAGUGAUUACUGGGAUGGUUCCUUACAAGUUCCUGGGUGGUGAUGCUCCUUUGGUUGAAGCUUUCAAUGAGAGAGGACUGAAGUAUGUAUCAGUGCUUAUCAGCAUUGGUGCUAUUGCAGGGCUCACAACAACUCUUAUGGUAGGCCUUUAUGUUCAGUCACGACUAUAUCUUGGGCUUGGAAGGGAUGGUUUAUUGCCUUCAGUAUUUGCAAAAGUACAUCCAACAAGGCAUACUCCUGUUCAUUCGCAAAUUUGGGUUGGAAUUGUUGCCAUCAUCCUGGCUGGUCUAUUUAAUGUGGAACAACUUUCUCACAUUCUUUCAGUGGGCACUUUGACAGGAUACUCUGUUGUUUCAGCUUGUGUGGUAUCUCUCCGCUUAAAGGACAUGACUGCAAGUCCUGUCUCCGCAGUGCGAAUUUCAAAGAAGGAUGAAGAAAUCAUUUGCCUGAUCUUACUUGCCUGUUCUGGCUUUGCCGCUGGUGUUUUUUACCGUUUUGGUGCUUCAGUUAUUUUUUUGACUGUAGCUGGACUGACUGCCAUAGUUGCUACAGCAGCUCUUCAUUUCCGGCAAGUGUAUACUGACCCACCAGGAUUUUCUUGUCCAGGUGUUCCAAUUGUACCAGCUGUUUGUAUCUUCGUGAAUAUUUUUCUUUUUGCGCAGUUGCACUACGAGGCCUGGGCGAGAUUCAUCAUUCUUUGCAUUAUUACAGUUGGCGGUUAUGCAAUGUACGGACAGUAUCACUCCAAUCCUUUUGGUUCAGACACAUUGCUUGCUUACCAUAGGGCUCCUGGAAAUGAAGUUAACGCGUAAUGCCCUAGCCUUCCAUUCAAUGCAUGUUAAUUACUCCCUCCGUCUAGUGAAGUUAAGACUUUGCUUUUCGGAAGCAAAUGUGCCCACUUUCCUCUAUUAAACAACACCAACCUCUUUUUUCUGCAUUACCCUUUUAUGAUAAGACAUUUUAUAUGAUUUCAAACCAUUUUAAAAUAAAAGUUACUUGCAUUUUCGGGAUAAAAAUGGAAAAUCCAACCAUACUUCAUUGGUUCAUCAAGUAAUAUGGGCGUAAAGCAAUAGGGACAUAUACUUUUGGAUAGAGGGAGUUAAUUGUUGGACUGUUUGUAAUAGGUGUGUGUGUAUAUAUGUAGGAGUUUGUGUAUUUGCUUGAAUAAUAGAUCUUCCAAAUACCCGAUCACUUCCAGAAGUGGUCACUUUGUCUUUUCCUGCUAGGCAAUGUUCACUCAAGGAAGGACCAAGGAGUGGCCGUUAAGAAAAACUGUAUAGUUCAGAAAUGUACUUGGUAAUAAUAUUCUAGUGUUCAUGAUGCAUG